Messenger RNA from Petromyzon marinus (sea lamprey), 1712 nucleotides. RefSeq names its product mitochondrial ribosomal protein L28 (gene MRPL28). Gene Ontology annotation, cellular component: mitochondrial large ribosomal subunit. Gene Ontology annotation, molecular function: structural constituent of ribosome. The record is from RefSeq and is a predicted model, not a curated record. Lineage: Eukaryota; Metazoa; Chordata; Hyperoartia; Petromyzontiformes; Petromyzontidae.
GCGGGGCUUGGUGCGCAUCGAGUCGCCCGAUGGGGCGCCUGGCGCGGACGCGACCCACCCCACACGCGGUGCCCGCGGACGGAGGCGACUUCCGUCGGCCGAUUAAUCGAUCGCCAACAAAAUAAUCCAUCGACAUCGUCGCCGUUGCUCUCUUUAACAUCGCCUGCAAUCGAUUGUUUCGAGGGACGCGCGGAGGCGGCGAUCGCCGCUCCGGGAGUUCGGGCAAGAGGCGCCAUGCCCCUGCACAAGUACCCGCCCAAGAUGUGGGAGGCGUUGAAGCUGCAGCGAGGGGUCUACGCGCGCCUACCCCAACACUACCGCGACUCCUUGGUGCCCCGAGACCCGACCCCGGUGCACUACGUGCCGGGCGAGGACGGCUGGAAGUCGUGCCCACGCACGGGCAGGCGGUGGCGCGUCCAGCGCAACCCGGCCAUCCCCGUCCACUAUCCGCGCGAGUCGCAGAACGGCCUCUGGGGUGGCGAGGGCUGGCUCUACGGCUUCACCUACUCCAACAAUGAGAAGCUCUCGCGGAAGCUGCGCAGGCUGUGGAAACCCCAGCUGUUUAAGCGGGAUCUGUACAGCGAGAUCCUGGACCACACCUUCAGCGUCACCGUCACCAUGAGGACUCUGGACCUAAUUGACAAUGCCUAUGGAUUUGACUUUUACAUCCUCAAGACCCCAAAGGAGGACCUCAACUCCAAGUUUGGCAUGGAGCUCAAGAGGACCUUGCUGCUGCGUCUGGCUCGCAAAGACACGCAACUCUACCCCGAUGAUCCCGUCAAGAGGGAGUUCGUCUACGACAAGUACAAGGAGUUUGUGGUUCCAGAAGAGGAGGCAGAAUGGGUUGGGCUUUCCCUGGUGGAGGCUGUUGAAAAGCAAAGACAAAUAGAAAAGAAGGACGUCGAGCCGCUGUUUAAAGUCUACGUGAGAGAGCUGGUGGAGAAGGUGACCGCUAUGCAACUGCAGGAGCCCGCCGUGGUCGUCAAGAACGAGCGGCGCAGUUAACUCGCAGCUGAGUUGGAGCGUUGUUUCUCAAACCACAGUCCUCGCUAGCCCGCAGGGUGCAUCUUUCUUUUUUGCUUACCAACCGUUGUGAGCGUGCGUGCGUGCGUGCGUGCAUGCGUGCAACGUGCCGUGGAUUAUUCUUUGCACAUGAAGUUGGAAGAUUGGUAGAUGUGGAAAGGUGCACCGUGGGUGUCUCACGAGGGUUGGAGUUGGAGAAACGCUGAGUGAGAGGGCUAAAAUGUUUCACCGGUGAUCCUAAAUCUUAACUCAGGCCACCCACGUGCAGUAUGAUGCUGUGUCAUGUACCCAUUUUCAUUCCAUACAGUUUAUUGUCCAAUAAGUUGAACAUUAGAACUUGGUCAACUUGAGAUCUGGGGUUUUUGAGGUCUGGAUUAAGAACCACUGCUGAAAGAACCUAUCAAAUGAGCUUCGGGCAUCAGAAUGGCCAACAUGGAAUGUCUCGGUGAUUUGCCAGAGUGUUGUUAACAGAGAUGUCGACACGUUUUCACCAAAACACAAACAAUAAACAUCAAACACAAAAAUACACCACUUGUGUUUGUUUAUCCGUCGUCAUAACGAUUGUUAAAUAAACAUUAUGCACUCUGCCAAACACAUUUUUUUUAUUAAAACAUGUAUUUAUGUUAACCUUUAUCACACAAAAAAGUAUAUUUGUGCAGGCUCUCAAUUAAAAUGCUUCUUAAACUUGA